Onychostoma macrolepis is the source of this 5020-nucleotide messenger RNA. RefSeq lists its product as uncharacterized. The record is from RefSeq and is a predicted model, not a curated record. NCBI's taxonomy places the organism in Eukaryota, Metazoa, Chordata, Actinopteri, Cypriniformes, Cyprinidae. The coding region runs from base 357 to 1055 and encodes 232 amino acids. The transcript is spliced from 7 exons.
CUGAAGCUGUCAUCCUCAAGACAACAUUCGAUUGGUCCUUCGAAACGCCAUACGUCAUCUCCGCCCCCUACCACGGGAGCGCGCACGCUCCUUUUCCCUGCUCCGGAAUGUUAUUUAUGGCAGGCGCGCUCCCGCGGACUGCACCGUUAUUAUUCGACGAGCGACCGACACCGAAACUACAAUGUCAAACAUUUACAGGACACCGAGCUCCUCCGUGUUCAAGGAUCCGUCCUGAUUUCUUAAUAUAGGCCUACGCGCAAAAUCUACGAACAAUCAGAUGAUAUUUCUGGAAGCAAAAGAUUGAGAUGAUGUAUCAUCUUUCAGACAAGGUGGAAGUGUGAGUGAGUCAGGGAGAGAUGGAGGUGAUUAGAAGAAAAGACUCUGACUCAAACGGCCUCUUCUCAGACAACUCGGACAAUGACUGUGAGGAUAUGGGGGCUUGUGGGCAGACGACUGGAGUGUGUUUGUGUGAAAAUACCCCCUUUACCACCUUCUGUGAUCAGCACCCAAAGGAGGGCUCCAGUGUGAAAUGUGUCCAGUGCGGUAAGAACAGACCCAUGAUCACCAGAUACUCAGAGGGUUACGGCACAGAGGAGGAGUGUGUCCAGCCUCAUCUUCAGGGAGACAGCGACGCAGACGCAGACAUCGAGGACACGGACAGCAGGCUCCAGAUUGUGGGUUCCCUGCAGCGAAUCAGCUCCCGGAAGAGAAAGCGUCAGCGAAUCACGCGACAGGACACAACGGAGAGUGAGGACGAUGGUGGGCGGAGCCAUAGAACGCACCGCUGGAGUCUACGGCUCAGUCCUCAUCGCACACAUAACAGGACUAUACUGGAGGAGAGCAUUUCUCAGGUGCGGCCGCUGAUAAUCUGCCGCUGUGCAGCACGAGAGACUCAAACAGCCACGGACGACAAACCCAACAGUGGAAAAUGGUCCCUGACAGUGUUUCCUGUCCCUCUUUCUGUCCCUGUGUCCUGUUAUCUGCUCAUCGUCCCUCUCUCUAUAUCCAUUAUCAUCGUUCUCGUGUCAUUCCUCCUACCGCUCACAGAUACUUGACAUUGCCUAAAAAUAUCACUGUAUAACCCUCUUCACUAUGAAUCAAUUCAUUUCUUUUUAGUUGUGUCUACAUGUACAGUGUAUUAGACCCUUUUAUACAGUGUUAUCUAUAGAAGCCUGUUUUUGCCACGUGAGGAAAAUGCUUUGGUAAAUCAUUAUGAGAUAAAAAGGUAAAAGUUGUGACACAUUAUGUAAUGAGAUAAAAAGUCAUAAUUGUGACACACCAAGUCACAAUUAUGAUCAAAUUUUGCAAAAAUUAUGACUUAAGUCAGCGUUUCCCAAUCCCAGUCCUCGCCACCCCCCCCUGCAUAUUUUGCAUGUCUGUCUUAGUUAACACACCUGAUUCAGAUAACUAGCUGGUUAGAAGUGAGCUCCGUGCAUGAACUGUGUUCCGAUUGACAUGAUCCCUACACGGUGUUCAUUGCUCCCUACUCCCUGAGCAGGGAAAUCCGUUUAAGUCUUCUUCACUUCGGAACAUUAAUUCAUGUAUUUUCGCUUCGCCGCUACCUGCAGCGACUUCACACACAGACGAGAGGACAUCAUAUAGCUCUGUAAAUAAAUACAAUUUAGAUUCACGUCUUGCACACUUUAAUGCCCUUUGAAUGGAAUACACUCGCUUCGAACUGGAAUCAUGGCGGAAUAUCUGGUGAUAUCCACUUCGCAGGGCACUUACGGUCGAACAGAACAAACGUUGUAUGUGAUAAGAGAUACAUACGAAAUAUGCAAAGCGGAGGGGUGGGGGUGGGGGCGAGGACUGGGAUUGGGAAACGCUGAUUUAUGAGAUAAGCUCAAAAUUGUGACACUAACCCCCGGUUUCACAGAUCACGGUUAAUCUUAGACUAAAAUGUAAGUCUUAGCUGUUUCAACUGAAAUAAACUUGCACUGACUGAUCUUAAAAUAUAUCAGUGCCUUUGUUUUGUCUCAAAAUCCACCCCAGUAAUGUUUUUUUUUUUUCUAAGCAUGUUUAUAUAAAUUACUUAAAUGUCCUAAUUGAACUAUGGCCUAAUCCUGGUUUAGUCUAAACCCUGUCUGUGAAACCGGGCCUAUGUCAUAAUGAGAUAAACCUCAUAAUUGUGACACACUAAGUCAUAAUAUGAGAUAAAAAGUCGAAAUUGAUACACCAAGUCACAAUGGAAAUAAAUGAGAUGAAAAGCCAAAAUUAUAAUAUAUUAAGUCACAUUUCUGCGAUAAAAGUCAACAUUUAUGUCAUACUAAGUCAUAAUUAUGAGAUAAAAAGCAAAAUGUGGAACACCAAGUCAUAAUUAUGACACAAAAAGUUAAGUAAUAAUUGAGAUAAACAUUUCAAAUAUAAUGACAAAAAUCAUUAUGACAUACUAAGUCAUUAUACAAUAAGUCAAAAUGAUGAUGUACUGAGUCACAUUUAUGAAAUAAAAAGUCAAAAGUAUGACACAAAUCAUGAGAUAAAACUCGAAAUUAUGAGAUAAAAAAAUCAUUAUUUCUUUCAGAAUUAUGGCUUAGUAUGGCAUAAUUUUAACUUUUUAUGUCAUAAUUGUGACAUUAUCUUAUGUGGUGUUAAUGGGCUCCUGUAGCUGUUGGACACCAAAGAUAUUCAGUUUAUUGACAGAAAUCGCAUUUGGAUGCACAACAUGAUCAGGGGUGUAAAAUUAGAGCGAUACUGUACUUAAGUGAGGGAAUACAGUGUCAAAAUGUCAUUUCCACAUUUAAUUGUGUUUAAACAAAGUUAUAAUUUUUUAACUAAGGCAUCUCUUUGCAAAGACCAAUGACUGCAAUUGUGUUCAAUUACAUUUCACAUUGAAAUGGAUGUCAUUGGUUGUUCAUAAAAAGCACGAGAUAGAGCUCAAUUUGAUUGGCUUAGCAGCUUAGUAAGAUAAAAACGCUAUAGGCUUAUAUUUUUAUAUAAUAGGAAAUAUUUCAAUAAUAAUGUACUUGGUUCUUUGAAAUGUGGAGCAGUUUCUCCCUUUCAAAAAAGCAAUUUCAAAAUCACUCAAGCAAAGAACGUAUUCCCAAAUUAAUACUUAAGUAUAUUAAUGAAGUGUAAUGAAGUACUUUAACACUCCUGCAUGUACUGCUUGAAACGUUGUGUGAUUAAUCAGAUUUCAAUAUAAAUGCUUUUCUUUUUGCAGUGUUUAAAGUCGACAUGAAAUGCAUUCACAAUCGGUUUUACUUCUUAGAGCAGGACUUGAUUUUAUUCAUCACAGUUUGAUGUGAUGGUGUAAAGUGGGCAUUUAGUGAGUUUGAAGAGGUUUUUUUUUUGACCUGGAACGUGAAGGAUGAAGGUCAUGUUCACCCUCAUCUGCUAUUAUUGCCGUGACCUUUAGUACAUUAACCAGCACUAAAUGACUUCAAAAAGAUUUUAGAAAGCAGCUGAAUAGCUAUUUGACAGCCUUGACAUCAAGUGCAAAAGAAAGUCAUUUUAGCCACAAAGAAAGUUCAAUGAAAGAUAAAACCAUGGACAAUAAGAUGAGGAACAUUUAUGAGGAAAGUGGCUUUCAUGUUGACUUGAACAUCAGUAAAAGCAGCUCAGAUCCGCAUCACCAUGAAGUGAAUCACUCCUCGUGUCUGUUGAACCUCUGCACUGUCUCUCAGUGUCAUCAGAAAUAGAGCUGUUAUCUAAUUCUUCAUGCUGUGUGUGUGUGUGUGGGAGAGAAGCACAUCGUGGCCAAAGGCCCACCGCCACAUGUGGGCUGAAUCUAUGCAAGCGUCAAUCUUUUGACAAACUCUUUUUGGUGUAAAUAAGCUCGUAAGAGUUUUCAUUCCUCUUUCAUCUGUUCCUGACUCUUCAUCGUGUCGCUCAUGGAUUUGUUCUCUGUGGAAAGGGCUGUUGUUUGUCUCACGCUGGCUCACUGUAAAGGCGACUGCAGUAUUUCAGUCAGUGACUCAUUUGAACUGACUCCAGACGCAAUAUUCACAGACAGAAGCACAAGCGUGAAGCCCAAUUUAUACUUCUGCGUCGGACCUACGCCGUAGCCUCUAUGCCGUAAGCUGUGCGUCGGUUUUCAUUUAUACUUCUGCGUCGUCGUCUGUGUCGACGUGCAGUACACAUGCAGACUGAUAGUCCGCAGUGUACACAGGCAUGUUGCUUGUGAACCCGCAGUACCACGGCAAAAGCCGAAGAAGAAGCAGCUCAUCGGAGAAGCAUUAUAACUGUGAUGGCAGCAAAUAAAUAUCAAAUCAUUAAAUCAUUAUUUAAAACAACAAAAAGGGGGACAACAACGGAACAGGAGAAGAUGGCAUUCUUUCAAUCUCCACAAGGACGUGUACCACGGCAGAUCAACAUUGUUUGUCACGGACCACUACUGAUGCAUAAUUCUAUAGUAUAAUAAAUGAUAAGACACUUGUUCUUUGCUUUGUUUUAUUUUAAAUAAGAAGGUGUGACAUUAAACUAUAUUACAUUGCUCAUAAACGCACACAAAACUCAAGUGCAUAUGGAGGGAAGGGUUCUAGCAGACCAAUUACAGCGAUUGCGGUCCGCAUAGAAUUGACGCGCUGUUACAUUUUUGGAGAGGUGCACGUCAGGUACGGCGUAGGUUACGGCGUAGGUUACAGCGCAGGCCUAUGCGUCUCUGCGUAGGCUACGGCGUAGGAUCGACGCAGAAGUAUAAAUUGGGCUUGAGUCAGGUCAGAUGAGUUCAGACAAACGUUUCCCAUAAUCCCUCAUUAAUAGUUCAUUAGUUGAGUGUGAACAUUCACAAUUUUACCAAUUUAUCAGCUGCAUGUUUAUGAGUGUUUUUGUCACAACAACAAACAACUAAUACUCUGCAUCUGUUCCUCAUUCCAGCUUAUUUUGGAUGCCACAUUUAUUUAUAUUUGCUUAAUGCAUAUUUUCCUUUUUAUUUUAUGUAUUUUUCCCUGUGAAAAUGGUAUUGUAAAAGGAGUCUGUCUAGAUUGUAAGAGAAUUAAAAUUAUAGUUUGACAGAAAGUCUGUGUCUCAUUUUCUCUUAAAAACAAUUAUUUAAUAAUUUUGCAUGUCAUAUUUCCACAUA